Peronospora belbahrii is the source of this 1224-nucleotide messenger RNA. The record is from the annotation of a GenBank genome assembly. Lineage: Eukaryota; Oomycota; Peronosporomycetes; Peronosporales; Peronosporaceae.
AUGAAAUCAAUCACGGGUUUAGCUCCACCGGAACUUGCCAUGUCCGAGCAAGAUAGAGACCUGUUGCGCGAGCUUGCUGAAACGCUUGCAGUGCACAACAUUCAACAGUACAACACGCUGCUCAAGACAAAGGAUGGUCUUGCCGACAACCGCUGCUGGAAAGAGUUGCGAUGCAAGGAUGGUAUGCAUAUUUACCGGGAGCGCAGCCAUCACCACGGCAUCCCAUCAACGCCAUCGCUAUUGCUUCUUGGCACAGUGGAGGGUACGCUGGAGGAUGUCAUGUACGGUACUGUAACCACGACGGACGAGGCUAUUCGCAUCAAGUCCACCUGCAUCCAGGACGGUGUCAUUGAUAGCAAGGUGCUGCACGAACUCGUGCGGCCCACGAUGGAGAACCCGUUUCACCACGUCAGCGUCAAAUGGCGUCUAUAUAAAAACCAGCGUGACUACGUGUCGUUGGAUACCUCGGGCAUUGCGCACUCGGUCAAGCGCGAGCAGAUCGGGUACAAUAUUUCGCACUCUGUCGCUUUUGCGCAGAUCCCGGGCAUGGAGGACACGCACGGCAUUGAGCGAGGCAACAUGUCAGUGUGCUCGUUAUACCUUCAGAAGACCCCAACAACUGUCGAGUGCUAUGUUCGCGGCUUCUUCGAUUUCCAUACCCAGAAUGAGAUGGUUAAUACCAUGUCGCUCCAGGCUAUCGCGACGCAGUGGGCUUCCUUUGCACGGAAACGCAGUUGUGCGUUGAUGAAGAAGUUGGUGUGGCGAAUGCGCAAGAGCUCGGGCUGUACGACGUCAUUGUCCCUGGAUGGAGAUCGGGUAUCAUUUACGCAGCAGCCACCAGCACCCAUUCCAGGUAGAUGUGCCGUGUGUUCAAGGAGCUUUGGUUUUUUAGGCACAAAGUACAAAACAUGCAAGAGUUGCUUGCGUCAAGUAUGUUCGCGAUGCUGCUCCAAACAGCUCGUGUGUGUCAUGGCUCCAGAUCAACGCUCUGUGCUUGAGAAGAAGCGAAUCUUUUGCUCUACCUGUCUCGCAGAUGCUGCCAAUAGCGAUGCGCUUGAAGUGGCACGAGAGGAGCUGGCAAGUUCGAAAGCUUACCAUGAAGCAUGCAUGGCUAAGGCUCAAAAUAUGGUGCCGUCGUCCAGGUUGAGUUUAGUGCAGGGUGCUGUCUCCCGUCGCAGCCAGAUCAACAGUCCAUGUCAGAUUGGCAGGAAAAUCUUAGCCUAA